GUCGCAGACGAACAAGCUUUCCAUCUGCGCUCAGCGGGAUAGAGAGAGAGAGACAGGGGGGUAGCAAGCUGCAGGCGGAGAUAAAGCAAGCGACAUAAGCGAGGCGAGAGGAUAGGGGGAAAACGAGACGGGUCCCAAAUUUGUCGCUGUGAGGAAUGGAAGAAAUGAGAUAUCGCUUCAAGAGAGGAGCAAGGGAGUGAGUGAGAGAGAGAGUGGGAGAGAGAGCAAGAGAGAGAGAGAGAAAAAACCACGUCGUGCAAAGAGUGGCAUCACAAUGUAUGGAAGGAAAACACGUGGAAGGAGAGUAUACGAAUGAAUGGAGAAGACGCGAGGGGCUUAAACAUUUCGUAAAGAACAGAGUGAGAACAAGAGAGCGAUUAAUGGGAACGAAGUUCAUGGAUGGAUAACGUUUGUGAAGCCGCAGUGCGAUCAAUCGCAAUCUCUUCGUCAACUCGGACGGGCGGAUCAAGAUUGACAACGUGACUUUGAUCGUUUUCUACGUUUACAUUACGAGCGUUCUUCUUAUUUUUUUUCUCUUCUUCCGAUUAUCAUUCCGUAAUCAAGGUCUUCGAUCUACCGCCUACUUGAGUAAACUGAAGCAUAACUUGGAGGAACUCUUCCACCCCACCCCUGCCCCCCAAAUGGGCCUUCAUUGGACGAAUCCCAGGUUCUGACACCACGUCCGACAUUGGCCACGUCGGGCAACACCAGCAGCCAAGCCAAUGACCUUCACGACAGCUCCUUCUGUAUGGUCAUGCAGGAGCUGCACAUCUCCCAGGGUCAAGUGAGUUGCACGGAGUCGCCCCCGGGAAUCAGCCUGCAGUCGUCCAGCCCAGGAACGCCCACGCAGUGCCCCGCCGCUGCCUGUGAAGUUUACGACUGCGCCCCAUCGCACAACCAUUACACCCCCGCGCUCUACCCACCCAACUUAUCGGCGGCCCCCGCCGACCCCACCGGCCACGCGAUGGCCACCUACCCGAGCCAGGGCCACCACGCGUCCUCGGCGGCUCCCUGCGCCUACCCCUCCUACCUGCAGCACCCCUCCUACGAACUGCACACCUACGGAGGCGUGCUGCGCUCAGGCAUCAAGGCGGAGGGAGACCUGGGACCAUCGGAGACGCCCACGCACAGCGGAUACCUCGGAAGCGGCGGAUACUGCGGGGGGUACCCUGCCCCGCAGCCUGCACAGUCGCUGUACCCCUACAGCGUGCAAGGAGGCAGCUACUCCCCCCUGCACUCAUCCAGCCUCUACACCGGGGGUCUGGGCUGCUCCAGCGGCGCAGCCGGAUACGGUGCAGCGCCGCAGCAGGAGGUGUCGGGCUACGCAGGCUUUGCCCCGCAGACCCAGUACCAGAGCUACUACCCCAGCGUUGGCUACAACCCGGCCUACGCGAGCGCAGGGACCUCGUCGUCAUCCUCGGCCUCCGGGGGCACCCCCUACCACGCGCAGGAGCACACGGGUGCCGUGCCCGCCAUGGGGGCAGAGCUGGGCACGCCGCCGCCGCAGCAGCUGGUGGUGGUGUCUCCGAGGGGCGGCAGCAACGAGGACGAGCGCAUGCGUCGGGGAGGGAGCGGCCGCUCGCGAGUUCGCGGGCGCAAGCAGAACCCCAGCCCCAUGCCGGACAGCAACCUGGAGCGGGUGUUCAUCUGGGACCUGGAUGAGACAAUCAUCGUCUUUCACUCGCUGCUCACAGGUUCCUUUGCAGCUCGGCACGGGAAGGAUCACGCGGCAUCGAUGGCCCUGGGGCUACGCAUGGAGGAGCUGAUCUUCAACCUGGCAGACACCCAUCUCUUCUUCAACGACCUGGAGGAGUGUGACCAGUCCCACAUAGACGACGUCUCGGCAGACGACAACGGGCAAGACCUAGGGACGUACAACUUUGCGACGGACGGGUUCUGCACGGCGAGUGGCAGCGGCGGGGGGCUCUGCGUGGCCACGGGCGUGCGCGGCGGGAGCGAGUGGAUGAGAAAGCUCGCCUUCCGCUACCGGCACAUCAAGGAGAUUUACAACACCUACAAGAACAACCUGCCAGGUCUGCUUGGGCCGGUGAAGGGCGAGUCGUGGCUGCAGCUGCUGCCCGAAAUCGAGAACCUCACCGAGUCGUGGCUCAUGCUGGCCCACAAGUGCCUGUCGCUCAUCCACUCCAGAAGUAGCAGCGAGAACGUUCUGGUGACGACAACGCAGCUCAUCCCGGCGCUGUCCAAGGUGCUGCUCUACGGCUUCGGAGAGGUGUUCCCCAUCAACAACAUCUUCAGUGCCACCAAGAUGGGAAAGGAGAGCUGCUUCGAGCGGAUUGUGUCUCACUAUGGACGGAAGGUGAUUUACGUCGUCAUCGGAGAUGGAGUGGAGGAAGAGCAAGUGGCCAAAAAGGUAGGAACGCACAACGUGCAGUCUGCAGUGAGACCUAUCCAAGCUUUACACUGGCAUCGUGGAAAUGUCACUGCGUGUGCCUCUCGUGUCAAGCAAAGAUGAAUGGCACGCUUGAAAUACGGCGUCACAUCGUGGAUACUUGCUACCAGAUUGAUAAAGGCGAUUCGAAUUUACCGAGGAUCUAAACGCGACCACGACCACGUCUCAAGGUGCCGUGGCACACGAACGAUGGCGCGCAUUCAGGGAUCGGUGUGGGUAGAGGAGUAUUAUUACUUUUUUUUAUAAAAGCCAAAGGUGGUCGCAACGCAGGGAAAGUUUACGGGGAAUGCAGUGGUGGUGGCGGCAGGAGAGAGGGAGUAGCACGAUAAGCGGGGCAGCGGUGGUUAUACCCCCCCACGCCUGUAAUCCGGCACUUUGGAGACGAUGGGUGGAUGGCAUAAAUCUCUUGAAACUCUUUCCCCGUGGGCGACGAGGAGCCAUAUCCUGGCUCGCCAGGGGAAGGCAGUACAGCAAAAAUGUGCACACCUGUUCCGUCUGUAUUGGAUAGUCUCCCCCUCGCAUGCGUAGGUUUUCUCCAGGCACUCCGGUUUACUCACACAUGUAAACGCCAGUUAAUUGGCUCAUAACACACCUUAAUAUGUAGAGGACCGCAGAGCAUGGCCAAAUUGUUUGUCACCGGCUCAUCGCGUGGCUGCCGCCUUCCCACUCGUCUGCAGUUCCUCGCGCUUGAGUCGUGCCGUCUCUACCAAAAAGAGUGAGCGAAUACUGUGCAUCGCGUUACAAGUUUCAACUAUUAUUAUUAUUACAAUGAGCAAAGACUGACUGAAGGUUUCGACAUGUUUUGGUUGCUUGGGCAGAGGGGGCUGGGUCGAGCAGUGAGUUUGAGUGAGCUGAGAAGUUCGUGCAGCACAUGCAAUGAGUAACCACUGCUUGUUUUUUUUUUCCAUGGGUCUCGA
Molecule: messenger RNA, 3327 nt
Organism: Lethenteron reissneri (Far Eastern brook lamprey)
Lineage: Eukaryota; Metazoa; Chordata; Hyperoartia; Petromyzontiformes; Petromyzontidae
Product: eyes absent homolog 1-like
Biological process (GO): positive regulation of DNA repair; multicellular organism development; negative regulation of extrinsic apoptotic signaling pathway in absence of ligand
Cellular component (GO): nucleus
Molecular function (GO): protein tyrosine phosphatase activity
Source: RefSeq, a predicted model, not a curated record